Molecule: messenger RNA, 3548 nt
Organism: Monopterus albus (swamp eel)
Lineage: Eukaryota; Metazoa; Chordata; Actinopteri; Synbranchiformes; Synbranchidae
Product: zinc finger protein 271-like
Exons: 2
Coding region: 96-2222 (708 amino acids)
Biological process (GO): regulation of transcription by RNA polymerase II
Cellular component (GO): nucleoplasm
Molecular function (GO): DNA-binding transcription repressor activity, RNA polymerase II-specific; RNA polymerase II cis-regulatory region sequence-specific DNA binding
Source: RefSeq, a predicted model, not a curated record
CAAAGCGCUAGCAGCGUUGGCUCUGUGAAACUAUUGAGUUAAGACGGCGGUAUUGUACUUUCACAGAUAAAUAGCUCACUUUUAACAAAUCAACAAUGUCUUCAGUUCAGUAUCUGAGAGAGUUCGUCACCGAGCGACUAACUGCUGCUGAAGAAAUCUUUGGAGCCUUCGAAAAAACUAUGGUCGAGUACGAGGAGAAGAUCGGUCGUCAGCGCAGACUGCUGGAUAUCGUUUGGAAACCAGAAGUAAAGCUACACAGAAUAGAGCUGCCACAGCAACAUGUCUGUAAGGAGGAGGUGGUUCUGGCUGACCAGCAGCUCGGGGACCAGGAGAGGAACUCCAUUCUGGACCAAGAGGACCCAGAGCCUCCACAGAUUAAAGAGGAACAGGAGGAACUCUGCAGCGGUCAGGAGGGAGAGCAGCUUGGACUGAAGCAGGAGGUUGAUCCCUUUAUGUUGACUCCUACUUAUGAGGAAAGGGACCACAGUGAAGCAGAACCAACCAGUGACCAGCAGCUCCUCUUUCACAGUUCUGCUGUAGCUGAGAGCCAGGAUCAGGAAGGAAGCCAGCAUGGAGACUCAGGAUCAGCUAGUAAUGCAGAGCCAAAGCCAAAGAGGAGACGUCACAAAGACACAAGUCACAGUAGCAAUGUGGACACCUCUCCUGUGUCAGAGGCUGACUCUGAUCCUCCCACAGAUAGAAAGUCAUUCAAGUGUGACAUGUGUGGGAAAACUUUUAGGUAUCAGUCUCAAUUGACAUACCACCUAAGAACCCACACAGGUGAGAAGCCUUAUCCUUGUAAAACAUGUGGGAAACGAUUCCAGGACUCAUCAACUUUGAAGGUUCAUUUAAGAAGCCACACCGGGGAGAAGCCAUAUUCUUGUAAAACAUGUGGGAAGUGUUUCACACAAUGUGGGAGUUUGUUGACCCACAUGAGAACCCACACAGGGGAGAAACCCUAUGUUUGCAAGACCUGUGGGAAAAGAUUCAAACAGUCAUCACACUUAAACGUUCAUUUAAAAAUCCACACAGGGGAGAAGCCCUAUGUUUGCAAUAUCUGUGGGAAAGGAUUCAAGACCUCAAAAGAUUUGAGUGUUCACUUAAGAACCCACACAGGGGACAAGCCAUAUUCUUGUAAAAUAUGUGGGAACUGUUUCAGAUAUAGUGGGAGCUUGUUGAUCCACAUGAGAAACCACACAGGAGAGAAGCCUUAUGUUUGCAAUGGCUGUGGGAAAGGAUUUAAGACAUCAAAAGCUUUGAAUGCUCAUUUUAGGACUCACACAGGGGAGAAGCCGUAUUCUUGUAGAGCAUGUGGGAACUCUUACAUACAAAGGAAGACCUUGUUAAUCCACAUGAGAACCCACACAGGGGAGAGGCCAUAUGUUUGCAAGACCUGUGGGAAAGGGUUUAAGCAGUCAUCGCAUUUGAAUGCUCAUUUUAUAACUCACACAGGUGAGAGGCCAUAUGUUUGUGAGACCUGUGAGAAAGGAUUCAAGCGAUCGUCAGACUUGGAUGUUCAUUUAAGAACCCACACAGGUGAGAAGCCGCAUUCAUGUAAAACAUGUGGGAACAGUUUCACACAUAGGGGGAGCUUGAUGAGCCACAUAAAAACUCGCACAAGGGAGAAGCUGUAUUCUUGUAAAACAUGUGGGAAAGCUUACAUACAAAGGAAGAACUUGAUAAUCCACCUGAGAACCCACACAGGGGAGAGGCCAUUUGUUUGUGAGACCUGUGGGAAAGGAUUCAGGCGUUCAUCAGAUUUAAAUGCUCAUUUAAUAACCCACACAGGUGAGCGGCCAUUUGUUUGUGAGACCUGUGGGAAAGGAUUCAAACGAUCAUCAGAUUUAAAUGCUCAUUUAAUAACCCACACAGGUGAGAAGCCGCAUUCAUGUAAAACAUGUGGGAAUGGUUUUACACAAAAGAAGAGCUUAUUGAUCCACAUGAGAACCCACACAGGGGAGAGGCCAUAUGUUUGCAAGUUGUGUGGGAAAGGAUUCAAGACGUCACCAAAUUUGAAUGUUCAUUUAAGAACCCACACAGGUGAAAAGCCGUAUUUUUGUAAAACAUGUGGGAAUGGUUUUACACAAAGGAAGAGCUUAUUAGUCCACAUGAGAACCCACACAGGGGAGACGCCAUAUGUUUGCAAGACAUGUGGGAAAGGAUUCAAGACAUCACCAAAUUUGAAUGUUCAUUUAAGAACCCACACAGGGGAGAGGCUGUAGUCUUGUAAAACGUGUGGGAACUGUUUCACAUGAAGGGGAAUGUUGUUGAAACACAAUCCAUACAGUUGAAAAGACGUACUCCUGCAGCACCUGUUGGAAAAGAUUCUACACGGCAGCAAAAACACAUAAGAGUUUAUACUGAUUAAAAGUCAUUUGCUUACAAGUCGUGGGAGAGCUUUCAGAUAUCGCUUUCAAGGCAGUGAACAAAGUCAGACCUCAUUCAGGAAUAUUGAUUUGGAGGUAACACAAUUGCCCUUUGAGCCCCCAAGUGUUUGCUUUUGAUUGACAUGAAGUUACCAACACCACCACAGUAGUUCAGAUUAUAACUCCAGGGAAACCCUUUCUACCUCCACUUUCUACCAGUUCGCUGAAAUGUACAUUAUGAUAGAGUAAUAUUUGUAAUUACAUAAUAGGCCAUGUCUCAAGUUGAAACAUGACAAGCUUCACAGAAUGAAAUGUUUACUGUUAGUGUCUUAAUUCACUUGGUAUAAUUUAUCGACCUAGAUAUGUUUACUUAAGAUCACUGUAGAUGUAGAAUUUUUAAUCUAACCAAUUAUUACUUGUUUCAUAUUCUUUGAUAAUUUCGGUAAAAUACAUUUAUUCGCUACCAACCCCUGUACUUUAGAUAAAGACAUUAUUAUCCAUUUGUCAGAUAGUCUGAGAAUCGUUUGUGCUUGAAUAGGAGAUGUUCACUUGCGUGUAUGUGUACGCCAUUAUUCAGCCAUUUCUCUACUACAAAUUAUGACAUGGUUUUAUUCACUGUGUUGUUUAUGUUAAGUUCUGGUGAGAGAACAAUUGGUCUCAUAUAGUAGUUAGACUUCUAGAUGGAUUCCUUAAUAUUUUGAUAAAGAUAAAGGCAAUAUUUCCUCUUGUUCUUUCUUGGUGUGGCUGACCCAAGAGCGUCAGAUCCGUGACUAACCCCACUCUUCACACUGAAGAUUGCUCAUUUGAUUAGUAAUUUAUGGAUGAUUAAUUGAUCACAAUGAUGACAUCAAAUCAUGGUUUGUCUGGCACAAAGCGGACCUGCUGCUCCAAAGCAAUUAUUUUAUUACUAAAUUAAAUUUGAGGCAAAUCCACUACAUCCCCGAUGUGGCUUCUCAGGAGUCAAAAGACUGGUUUUCUUUGUGAACUGAAAACUGAACCAACUCAACGCUGCUGCUGCUGCACGUGCUUUGUUAAAGGGCCCACGGUGCUUUUCCUUGUUUUCUGACAUAUCCACAAUGUUACAAGGGUGAAAUAUCAUCUUCGAUAUGACCUACAGCUCAUAAAAUGAGGUGUACAUAUGUUCUAGUAUUUCUAUGCAGAAGCAACUCGGGUUUAUACAUG